Molecule: messenger RNA, 1488 nt
Organism: Agelaius phoeniceus (red-winged blackbird)
Lineage: Eukaryota; Metazoa; Chordata; Aves; Passeriformes; Icteridae
Product: keratin, type II cytoskeletal cochleal
Biological process (GO): keratinization; intermediate filament organization
Cellular component (GO): keratin filament
Molecular function (GO): structural constituent of skin epidermis
Source: RefSeq, a predicted model, not a curated record
AUGUCCCGCUCGGUGACCUUCAGCUCCCGCUCGGCCGCCGGGCCCGCGCUGAGCCAGGUGCGGGUCAGCUCCGUGUCCUCCGGCCGCAGCUCCGGGCUCGGCCGCGCCGGCGGCUUCGGCAGCGCCAGCCUCUACAGCCUGGGCUCGGCCGGCAAGAGGGUCAGCCUGGCAGGGAGCAGCUCCUACAGCGUCCGCUCGGGCUACGGCUAUGGGGGAGCCGCCUUCGGGGGCAGCCUCAGCCCCGGCGGCAUCCAGGAGGUCACCGUCAACCAGAGCCUCCUGACGCCCCUCAACCUGGAGAUCGACCCCAGCAUCCAGAGGGUCCGCAAGGAGGAGAAGGAGCAGAUCAAGACCCUGAACAACAAAUUCGCCUCCUUCAUUGACAAGGUGCGGUUCCUGGAGCAGCAGAACAAGAUGCUGGAGACCAAGUGGAGCCUACUCCAGGAGCAGAAGACGACGCGGAGCAACAUCGCUCCCAUGUUUGAGACCUACAUCAGCAACCUGCGGCGGCAGCUGGACGGGCUCCUGGCCGACAAGGGCCGCCUCGAGGGAGAGCUCAAGAACAUGCAGGACCUCGUGGAGGACUUCAAGACCAAGUACGAAGAUGAGAUCAACAAGCGCACGGCGGCCGAGAAUGAGUUUGUGGUGCUCAAGAAGGAUGUGGAUGCUGCCUACAUGAACAAAGUGGAGCUGGAGGCCAAGGUGGAUGCUCUGACAGAUGAGAUCAACUUCCUGAGGGCUUUCCAUGAGGCGGAGCUGAACGAGCUGCAGGCCCAGAUCUCCGACACCUCGGUGGUGCUGUCCAUGGACAACAGCCGGAACCUGGACCUGGACAGCAUCAUCGCCGAGGUGAAGGCGCAGUACGAGGAGAUCGCCAACCGCAGCCGUGCCGAGGCCGAGUCCUGGUACCAGAGCAAGUAUGAGGCACUGCAGGUGACAGCCGGGAAACACGGGGACGACCUGAGGAACACCAAGAAUGAGAUCACCGAGAUCAACAGGGUCAUCCAGAGGAUCCAGGGGGAGAUCGAGAGUGCCAAGGCCCAGCGAGCGAAGCUGGAGGCGGCCGUGGCUGAGGCUGAGGAGCGUGGGGAGAUGGCCCUCAAGGACGCCAGGGCCAAGCUGGAGGAGCUGGAGGCUGCUCUGCAGAAAGCCAAGGCUGACAUGGCCCGGCAGCUCCGGGAGUACCAGGAGCUCAUGAACGUCAAGCUGGCCCUGGACAUCGAGAUUGCGACCUACAGGAAGCUGCUGGAGGGCGAGGAGAGCAGGUUGGCUGGCGAUGGAGUUGGCAACGUCAACAUCUCCGUGGUCAGCUCCAGCGGCGGGGGCGGAUAUUCCAGCUCCAGCGGGUUCCUGGGAGCAGGGAUCGGAGGAGGCCUCAGCCUGGGAUCAGGAAUGGGCAGCGGAGCCCUCGGCUUCUCCUCUGGGGGCUCCUCCAAGUCCUACACCAUCACCACCACCUCGUCCAGCCGGAGGAGCGUCAGGAAGUAA